GCAAGCAGAAAUAAUGUGAGCAUUAGAGAACUACUGAUACAUUGUAACAAACCAAGAAGAUUGGGACAAUAAGUAUGCAGUAUUAAAAGGAGGUACAAAAGGUAUCUUUUACGAUACAUCUUCAAAAGACUUCAAAACCUUUUGAGCCCCCCAACCAUUUGCCCUUCCCCUCACACAUGCAUUUCUCUCAUAAAAAUGAAGGCUCUGAUGUUUUUUUGCCUCAAAAAAAAAAAAAUUAAUUGAAAAUAAAAAGAAAUUCUACGAGCCCUUAUAAUGACGAUCGCUCCUUCAUUUGUAGGCCAAGGUGCGGGUUCAGAAAAACUGGGAUCGAAUAUUCAGGCUGAGCUAUUUUCACCCCUGCAAAUAAGUCCUCGACAAUCCUUUGGUUCCGAUCUCCCAUUCAAGGUUGAGCUCAAGCAUUCUGACUAUUCGCACGCCAAAUGGUUGGACAUCAAACUCCCAAGAAAAACGGUCAUCAAAGCCCUAUUGGUUGAGACCAUCAAACCUAAAUACCUAAAGUCUUUCUUUUUAAAAGUGGCGGAAGCCGACUUUGCUCAGCCUGGGCAACUGGAAUACAUUGAAUUCCAGCCGAAUAUGCCAGGGCUUUUUCAUGUGUUCCAUACGUCCCCUGAAAACAUGGACGAGAUCAUGAGCCGCACCAUCCCACUAAUUCGCCCACGAAUGACCCGUCGCUUCCAAAUAGAAAUAGUUGAAUCCGCUCCAGAGUUGGCCUUCAACCUGGAAAUCAUUGGCAUGAGUGGGGAAAAAGCCUAUGCUGCAAACAAAUACUUGGAAUCAGAUCACGAAUCCAACUACGGUAGGCGAGAAUUAGAUUUUUUUUGUAGAAUUUAA
This is a messenger RNA of Tigriopus californicus, 852 nucleotides long. RefSeq lists its product as uncharacterized. Bases 274 to 852 code for a protein of 192 amino acids. The record is from RefSeq and is a predicted model, not a curated record. The transcript is spliced from 2 exons. Lineage: Eukaryota; Metazoa; Arthropoda; Copepoda; Harpacticoida; Harpacticidae.